Molecule: messenger RNA, 1181 nt
Organism: Aspergillus candidus
Lineage: Eukaryota; Fungi; Ascomycota; Eurotiomycetes; Eurotiales; Aspergillaceae
Product: BRcat domain-containing protein
Exons: 1
Coding region: 1-933 (310 amino acids)
Molecular function (GO): zinc ion binding
Source: RefSeq, a predicted model, not a curated record
AUGAACUUCAUUUUUGUGCAACGACGGCGGAAGAGAAGACAGGCUUGUCACACAGCUGCCAUGAGCCCAACAUCAUCGCCUGUCUCACCGCUAGAAGCGCAAGCCCUCUACCGGUUUGAAACCGUCGCCUUACCCUCUUCAAAACCGAGAGGAGCACAAGACCACGACCACCAUCGAAAGCACACAUCGACCUCUUCGGCAGACACAGACUGCUCGGUACCCACAACAAACACAGACGACUCCGUGAGGAUCGAGGAUGCGCUGAGCCCUCUCGAACCAACUAUAACAUGGUUCGAUCAAACACCCAGUCACUGGAGCGACGCUGCCACUGCGAGUACUGUCCUUUCCCUUCUCCACAAGGAGCCUCUGCGGUCACCACCGCCCAGUCUUCCCGAGAGUGACACCAACACCAAAUACCAGUUGCAUUAUACAUGCUCAAUCUGUUUCGAAAGCCGCGCUGAAGCAUGUUACCCACGGUCACCAAUCGCAAGCGGCUGUGAUCACGCCUCCAUCCCACACACUUACGUGUGUACCAGCUGUCUCCGUCGGAGUCUGGACCUGCAGCUCUCCUCAACAAGUGGAGGCCUUUUAACAUGCCCUCUUUGCCACGCACAUCUCUCCGACGACGAGAUGCAACGGUGGGCGAGCACGACAACAUUCCAGGAGUAUUCUCGCCUGCGGACGUGGCAGAUUUUGGAGGAAGAUGCUGAAUUCGUCACCUGUAUCCGACGGGAUUGUGGAUAUGGGCAGUUCCACGCGGGUGGUCUGGAGGACCCUAUUGUAGUAUGUGGGUCUUGUGGCACUCGGACAUGUUAUAUCCAUCGGGGAACGGCGUGGCAUGAGGGUCUGUCAUGUGCGGAGUAUGAGGAGCUUGUGAAAUCCCCGGUUGAUGACUAUGAUACUAGAAAUUUUUAUUGGACGGCAGGUCCUUGAUGUGACUUUGAUUAGUUCAGUGUUGAGAGAUAGAAGCGAUAUCCAUCUGUAUAUAUUUGUGUGGAGCUAAUUCCCAUGGACAUUUCAGUGUAAGGGGCUUUGAAAUGCUUGUAUGCUGUUGAACAGCUUCUCUGGGGAAAGAUGUAUAUCUAAUCAGGCAAAAGUUAUCUUCAUGACAACCAAUUCAUAAUAAAUAUUUUAGACGAUUGCAAUGUGGACUGGUAAUCAAGCAGUUAUCACGACCAUUU